Cetraspora pellucida is the source of this 918-nucleotide messenger RNA. The record is from the annotation of a GenBank genome assembly. NCBI's taxonomy places the organism in Eukaryota, Fungi, Glomeromycota, Glomeromycetes, Diversisporales, Gigasporaceae.
AUGUUUUCUGCACCUGGGCCAAGUUUAUUGGCUUCAAGUUCAACCUUAUUUCUCAUUGAAGACACUGAAGACAUUGAAUAUUCAGAUAAUACAAUAGUAGUUAACACAAAUUCAUAUGCAUUAACAAAAAAUGCUAGUGCUUUUGGUAGGCGCUGGCAAAACUUAACCUGUAAAGAACUCAUUAUAUGGAUCGCAUUAGUUAUUUACCAAGGACUUUUUAAGUCCCUUUCUUUUGAACAAUACUGGAACGAAGAUACAAGGUUCCCCCUCCAUCAUAUUUCAAGGCAAAUGACACUGAAAUGCUUUAAACAAAUUAUGCGAUAUUUACAUAUUUCUUCACCUGCAGAAAUGAUUAACCAUUACUUUGAAAAAUUAAAGCCUUUGCUCUCUCAUUAUCUUUGGCAAAUUGGUAUCAGUGCCUGUGGAACUGUCCGAAAAACUGCCUCCGGAUUUCCAAAAAAGUUGAAGGUGAAUAGAAAUAUUAAACUUAACUGGGAUGUUCACUCUGGUAUAAUAAUAAAUAAAGUAAUGGCAGUCUUCUGGCAGGACAAUGGUCCUGUUACAAUGUUAACAAUGGUUCAUAGUCUUGUUGGUGAUAAAUGGGAGAUAAUGCAUGAAAGAAUUCAAGGAUCAACAAAAAAGCACAAGGAAUUCCAUCAUGAACUUGUUUGGGAACUCAUUAAUCUUGCUAAUAAUAGUGUUCUCCAAUCAUCGGUUGUAUCAGGAAACCAUUUUGUUAAGUGGAGAAAAGAAAAAAGGGAAGUGUGUCAGUGGUGUUCCUGGCUGGCUAAUAAACAAAAAUUAGAGAUGAAUCGCAAAUCUCCAAAUCAGAGUAACUUUUGGUAUGUGGAGUGUGAUGUGCCACUUUGUUGUAAUGCAAAGCGAAAUUGUUUUUUGGAAUUUCACAUUAAUAAUUAA